Molecule: messenger RNA, 1905 nt
Organism: Trichoderma asperellum CBS 433.97
Lineage: Eukaryota; Fungi; Ascomycota; Sordariomycetes; Hypocreales; Hypocreaceae
Molecular function (GO): zinc ion binding
Source: RefSeq, a predicted model, not a curated record
AUGCCUUCCCUGGUUUCCGAAUUCAUCAUCAACCCUGUGCUGCGACAGGCUCGCCGCUUUUCUGAGAUCUCCCGUGCAGCGCCAUCGGUAGCCGGGGAGGAAGAGACUCCGGUGGUCCAGGCGGAUGUUGUCCACGAUUCGGAUGAUGCCGAGGAUGUUGUGCAGCAGGGGCCGGAUCUCCCACUUGAACGGCAACGCUCACGGCCUCUGAGCUCUUCAACCCAGGAAACGAUUGUUGAAGAGGCCGCGGUUGAGCCGGUAACACCCACUGCACCGCUACUCGAUCAUCUUGGCUUUCCCAUAACGCCACCCAGAAAUGCACCGGCCAAGAGCGGGCCCAUCCCGGCAGACGAUGGCAUGCGAGAGCUGCGGUCCCGCAUCCAGGAGAUCAAUUGCCGAGACAUCUCAUCUGGCGAGAAGGCAAGGCUCAUCCACGAUACUCUGCUGGAGGGCUAUCGUGCGUCCAUGGCCACGGCCACAUCCCUAGGCAAAGGCGACUCGGAUGAUGGAAUAAUCGGCCAUGUAUGGGAGCCCGCCAGCCCAACCGGGCCUCUCGAGUCCUUCAAGUUCUGGCAAAAUCAGGUCAUGGGUGAGCCGUCGGUCAAGGAGACGUUUGUCUUGAGUGAAAGUGACAUCGCCCCGACCUACGCCCCUAUCCGGCACUCAAGAACACCAAGCGCAACAACGCCGACGCACUCAGCUGCUUCGCUUACUGAAACCCGAGGCCCGCUAGGAUGUGAGCACUAUGAGCGGAACGUGAAGCUGCAGUGUUCCACCUGCAAGAAGUGGUAUACUUGUCGGUUCUGCCAUGAUGCGAACGAGGAUCACACUCUUAUCCGCAAAGAUACAAAGAACAUGCUCUGCAUGCUAUGUGCUACGCCUCAAAAAGCGUCUGAUGUAUGCAACAACUGCGGUGAGGUAACGGCUCAGUAUUACUGCAAUAUUUGUAAGCUCUGGGAGAAUCGCCCCAACAAACCCAUCUAUCACUGCAGUGACUGUGGAAUAUGCCGCCGGGGCAUGGGUCUUGGAAAGGACUUCUUCCACUGCAAGACAUGCCGAGCAUGCAUCACUACAUCGAUCGAGAGCUCACACAAGUGUAUCGAGCGAUCAACUGACUGUGACUGCCCGAUUUGCGGCGAAUACAUGUUCACAUCACCGAAACGGGUAGUCUUCAUGGUAUGCGGCCAUAGUAUACAUAAAAAGUGCUAUGAGCAGCACAUGAAAUCCUCAUAUAAAUGCCCGAUUUGCAACAAAAGUCUCGUCAACAUGGAAACGCAGUUUCGCAACUUGGACCUUGCCAUUAUGAGCCAGCCUAUGCCACCCGACUUUCGUGACACAAAAGCCAAGAUUCUAUGCAACGAUUGCUCCGCCAGAAGCACUGUGGCAUAUCAUUGGCUGGGACUCAAAUGUUCAAUUUGUCGGUCGUAUAACACGGUAGAGCUGCAGAUAAUGGGCCGGAAUAUUGAGGGACUCCAGCCUGCUGCUGGUGACCAGCCUCCGGUUGCAGAAGAAGCCAGCUUACCAGAGGCCAUGCCUGGAAAUCGGCGAAUCUCUAUUACGACAGGCCCGCGAGCAAUCCCAGGCCCUAAUAGACGGCGACACUCUUCCAAUGCGCUCGAGCCACCGUCACGCAUAAUAGACAGAUAUGCGCGAUCCAUGUCACCUUCACACCUAAUGAUGGAUCUACCACAGUCAACCGUUGUAGAAGUGGAUGGGGAGUCUGAUGACGAUAUCUUGGGUUUCUGGAGAAGCGGUGAAGACGACGAGGACGAUGGAGCCAGUGAUGACGAUGACUAUAGUUCAGAGGAAUCCAGCGAUGACGACGCUCCCGAGGCAGAUGAUGAUGAGGACGACGACGACGACGACGAAGAUGAAAACGGAAUCAACUUGAUUGGACACAGAUAA